AUGGCUACUGAAUUCUUCCAGAAUCUAUAUACACGUGAGGAAAAUAUCAACCCAGACAUCAUUAUUGACAUGCUUGAACAAUGCGUAAAUGAGGAGAUGAAUGCAAAUCUUUAUGCCCCGUUCUCUGAGAAGGAAAUUACUGAUGCACUAUUUCAAAUUGGCCCUCUCAAGGCGCCAGGACCAGAUGGCUUCCCGGCUCAUUUUCUUCAGGGAAAUUGGGGCUUACUGCGUGACGAUGUUGCUAGAGCGGUUCAGAGAUUUUUUCUUGAUGGUAUUAUGCCAGAUGAGGUGAAUGAUACUGCUAUUGUUCUUAUACCGAAAAAGGUUGAUCCAGAGGAGCUCAAGGACUUCAGGCCUAUAAGCCUCUGUAAUGUGAUCUUCAAAACUGGUUCAGCUGCUCGCAGGAAUUUUUAUGCGUACAAAUUGGAUAUGGCUAAGGCGUAUGAUCGCGUGGAUUGGAGAUUUCUUGAAGGGGUUUUAGCGAAGUUGGGCUUUCGUAGUCAGUUGAUACAGUGGGUGAUGGCGUCUGUCACCACUUGUUCCCCUGAGGUGCAGACGGUCUUGAAGGGAAUUCUGAAAUAUGAGACAGUUUGUUUUGAGGAAAAAUAUUUGGGCCUGCUGGUUCCUGAUGGGAGAAUGUCUAAGGGCAAGUUCAAACCAACAAAAAGAAAAUUUUCAAAGAAUGCUAGUGACUGGGCUGAAAAAUAUAUAUCCUCAAGAGCCAAAGAGAUUCUGAUUAAAUCUGUUCUCCAAUCUAUAUCUACCUACGCCAUGGGGGUUUUCGAAUUCCCCAUGGGUUUAGUGGAUGAUCUUCACAAGAUUAUUCGAGAUUUCUGGUGGGGCGAUGAGGAUGACCGCCGCAAAAUGCACUGGCUUGCUUGGGACAAAAUUACGCGGCCAAAAACUCAAGGUGGUGUUGGUUUCAGAGAUUUGAGAGUCCUCAACCAGGCGUUACUUGCUAGGCAAGCCUGGCGUCUUAUCCAAUUCCCUGAUAGUUUAUGUGCGCGUCUUCUUAAAGCAAGAUAUUACCCCUUUGGCGAUUUAUUGGAUACUGCUUUUAUUCAAAACCAAUCACAAACUUGGCAAGGGAUUGUGUACGGUCUUGACCUACUGAAACAAGGCAUCAUAUGGCGUAUUGGUUCUGGUUCUAAAGUGGGGAUUUUUAGAGAUAAUUGGCUCCCUAGACCAGGCACCAUGAAAGUGGAGGGUAGGAGGAAUAACUCCCGGCGGAGAUGGGUUUCCGAGCUCAUCAACCCAAUUACCAGAGCAUGGGAUGAUGUGGCGAUCAGGUCCUGCUAUUCGCCGACGGAUAGUGAUGCUAUUCUGUCGAUCAAACUCCCUGCUAGAGCCUCCGGAGACUUCGUUGCAUGGAGUGCUGAGAGUAAUGGCAUUUUCAGUGUGAGAUCAGCUUAUCGGAUUGGUGUGAACCCUAUGAUUCAACGCCUCUCCCAAGGUCAAUCUAGCUCCGAACCAUCUGGUGACCGUUCUAUUUGGAAGAUGGCAGUCGAAGACAGUCACCAUGCCCUGAUUAGAUGUACUCUGGCCCGUGCUCUUCGGGACGAAACUAGGAAGCUUUGGCGUCUACCCCCGGAGGAGGAUUUUGAGUACAAUGGCAAGGAGUGGAUCCUGCAACUCUUGCGCAGCAUUCCAAAGAGUGACCGGCCUAAGCGGCCCGUUAUACUGCGGACCAUCAUAGUUCUUAAGAUCCGCUGGCUCUCACCAAGUGGAUAG
Lolium perenne is the source of this 1731-nucleotide messenger RNA. RefSeq lists its product as uncharacterized. NCBI's taxonomy places the organism in Eukaryota, Viridiplantae, Streptophyta, Magnoliopsida, Poales, Poaceae. The record is from RefSeq and is a predicted model, not a curated record.